This is a messenger RNA of Aspergillus oryzae RIB40, 1863 nucleotides long. RefSeq lists its product as uncharacterized. Bases 1 to 1863 code for a protein of 620 amino acids. The record is from RefSeq and is a predicted model, not a curated record. NCBI's taxonomy places the organism in Eukaryota, Fungi, Ascomycota, Eurotiomycetes, Eurotiales, Aspergillaceae. The transcript has a single exon.
AUGAAGCGAGGAAGCCGGUUAAAACUCCUUCGACGCACUCUCCGGGAAAGAAAAUUGCUGGCCAACCUUGUCCUGGAACUUCGUGUCCCACAGAUGGACCUAUUGUUCACCCAAGGGAAACAGAGCACCCAAUGGGAGGAGUACAGAGAUUUGGUAGCAUCUGUGGUUAUGGUCUGCCCCAACCUGGAACGGUUGUUAGGCUUGAGUAUACCGUAUAACCACCAAUUCGACCGGUUAACCCACGCAUUAUCUACACGACGAAAGCUGAAGGAACACACAUGGCUUUUGGGUGAGGCAAUUGACGUUUCAGAAGGAUCGCCUCGCAGCACCUCCUGCCCCGGAAGUCUGGGACCCUCGCAGAUGUUCGAGUUCUUAGAUUAUCACACCUCGUGGACAAACCUGGAAACACUGAUGCUAUACGGAAUUAGCGAAAAUAAUGCUCUUGAACCGAGCAUCUUUCUGCGCAUGUUCAGCCUCUUACCAUCGCUACGAAACCUGUGCAUUGCAAAUUUCGAUGCAGAAGCCUUUGGGGAUAGCACUUUGCUAUGCUUGCCGCCAUUGGAAUCGUUGCGCCUGGAGAACUUGCCCGGCGUUACUGAUACAGGAUUAUCGCAGUACACAUCGCGCACUGAAUCCCAUUCGCUCAAGUCACUGGCCGUCGUUGAACAAAAUAUUGAAUCCUUACUCGUGAUAUCGAAAAUUUUAACAUCCUUGCCGCAAUUAGAACGGUUUAAAAUCGUUCAGAAUGACAAAUGCCCCACGCUAAAUAGCGAUGGGAUUAUCUUCCAGCCGUUGUUCGCCUCAUCUACUCUCAAAUACCUUCAUUGGGAUGUUGCUUGUCCCAACCCCAAUACUGCCCUGACAAGGCUGGAUUAUGCUCCAUUUGUGAAGCCCCCAAAACAUAUCAACACACCCAAUUCUCAUCUCGCUCAAAGCAUUCUUUCGGACGGGUUUCCUCAGCUUGAGGCGCUCCGUGCACCAUCUGAUAUAGAGCCACCUGGUGUCCUGCAGGCUGUUUGCCAGCCCAUUCCCAGAGGACAGGCUCUUCUUCAGCCCGAUCGGUAUAGUCUCCCUCGCAGCUCCCACGGCUCCGUUAGCACACGACCAAUGGCCUUGCCGGCGGGAAAUAACCUCACAUCGGCUCGGAUACGAGCCCAGACGUUCAUCGACAUGGCUGCGAAGGACACGGAAACUGGAAUGAGAGUACUCGUCACUGACCAUUCUGACGGUUAUGUGCCGGAUAAUGCCUUGGAAGACAUGUCAGAUGACGAUUUGGAGAUGGACAUGGACGAGUCUGUGGAAUGGGAUUCACCAGAGCGGCCGAGACAUGAUAAGUUACCUGAGAAUCGCGACGGGCCUGUUACCGUGUGCGACUUUAGGAUGCCCGCUUACAUGGGCCGAGUGGGCAGCAGGAGGAGAGGCCAAGAUGUGUCCAUUCCACGGUUCAUCCUGCGCCCUGAUAUACAGGGACAAGAAGCUGACGGCGGCCUGGUUGGCUGGAAGCACAUACUGGCCUCGAACCAGUCCUUAACAUACGCCGCAGGAGUCGGGGUACACUGCUUCGGAAAUAAGGGCAACACCAGCCCACUCCCGGAGGAGCCUCCAUCUCCUGCAUCGACGACCGUCAGUCGAUUUGGCUUCGGAGGCAUCACUAGGAGCUCGACAUUUGGUUCAAGCCCCAAUACUCCCAUAACGCCCUCGACACCGAUGAGUCUCUCGUCGCCGACUGCACUUCCGUGGGACAAGGACACCUGCACCGGUUCCUGGAAUUAUAGCCAUAAAAACGGCCGAGAUUGGUGGUUCCACAUGGAGCGGGAACGACCAGGGCAUAUCAAGCUCAUCGACGUCAAACAGCUGUUUUAG